CUCAUUCCUCUGCUCGGGAGCCCCUGGCGACAUGGCCCUCCUGCUGCCCGUCGUGCUGGCGCUGCUCGUCUGCCUGACCAGCGCCCUUUACUACCUUGGAGCUUUCCGGAGGAGACGCCCUGGAGAGCCCCCGCUUGACAAAGGCCCCCUGCCCUGGCUGGGACACGUGCUGGACUUCCGAAGGGACACGGCGAAGUUUCUGCAGAAGAUGCAGAAGAAGCAUGGCGACAUCUUCACGGUGCAGCUUGGGGGGCACUACUUCACCUUCCUCAUGGACCCCUUGUCCUUUGGAUCCGUGGUCAAGGAAGCCCGGUCCAAGCUGGACUUCACAGAGUUUGCAAAGCAGCUGGUCGAGAAGGUGUUCGGCUACCGCUCGAUGGAGGAGGACCACAAGCUGCUCCAGUUGUCCAGCAACAAGCACCUGAUGGGGGACGGCUUGGUGCUCAUGACUCAGGCCAUGACGGCCAACCUGCAGAAGCUGAUGCUGCACGGCCUCGGCUCGGACGAGGGGCCGGGCGCCUGGACUCGGGACGGACUUUUCCGCUUCUCCUACAACAUUGUUUUCCGGGCCGGCUUCCUGGCCCUUUUUGGCACGACCAGUGCAGAGUCGGCCGGCAGCCCGGACAAAGGGCACGAGAGGGAUCGCCUGGAAUCUGACGAGCUCUUUGUCGAAUUCCGCAAGUACGACCAGCUUUUCCCCCGCCUGGCCUAUGGUGUGCUGCCCCCCAGGCAGAAGAUGGAGGCUGAGAGACUCAAGAGGCUCUUCUGGAAGGUGCUGUCUGUGGAGAAGGUGCAGCAGAAGGAAAAUGCCAGCGGCUGGGUGACGGACCAGCGUCAGGAGCGAGAGGACCGUGGAAUGGCGCAGUCCAUGCUGGACAGGUACAUGUUCUUACUCCUUUGGGCUUCGCAGGGCAACACGGGACCGUCGUCCUUCUGGCUGCUGCUCUACCUCAUGAAGCACCCUGAAGCCAUGAAGGCUGUGAAGGAAGAAGUGGACAGUGUCCUGAAGGAAACUGGCCAGCAGGUCUACCCUGGAGGCCCACCUAUUGACCUCACAAGGGACAUGCUCCUCAGGACCCCUGUGCUGGACAGCGCCGUGGAGGAGACGCUCCGGCUGACAGCGGCCCCCGUGCUCACGCGUGCCGUCAUACAGGACAUGAGGCUGAAGAUGGCGGACGGCAGGGAGUUCGACAUUCGUGAAGGGGACCGCGUCGCUCUCUUUCCUUACACUGCCGUCCAGAUGGACCCCAGAAUUCAUCCCGAGCCCCACACCUUCAAGUACGACCGCUUCCUCACGGCCGAGGGCACCAGAAAGACUGAGUUCUACAAAGAUGGCAAAAAGCUGAAGUUCUACAACAUGCCCUGGGGGGCUGGGGUCUCCAUGUGCCCGGGCCGCUUCUUCGCCACCAACGAGCUCAAGCAGUUUGUCUUCUUCAUGCUGACGUACUUUGAUUUUGAGUUGGUGAAUCCUGACGAGGAGAUCCCUGCCAUCGAUGUCACCCGUUGGGGUUUUGGGUCAAUGCAGCCCACCCGGGAUGUCCAGUUCAGGUACCGACUGAGGUUUUAGGGGUGACGUGCUUGUCUGCUUCAGCUCCAAGAUGGCUUGUCCUAAAGGGGCUUCACUGUCUAAACGGUGGGACUCAAGUGCAACCUUCAUUCCAUCUUGGCCUUAUAUAGCGCCUUUCCGUGGUGUCUGCCCCGUGGCCCUUUACAAGUACAGUACAGAAUUAGUGCCCACCGGGCUUUUAUAUAGCGCCUUUCUACAAAGUAUGUCGUGUUGUCCAAUAAUAAAGCUCAUUCUGCAGUGAGCUGCA
Messenger RNA from Polypterus senegalus (gray bichir), 1814 nucleotides. Its product is annotated as 5-beta-cholestane-3-alpha,7-alpha-diol 12-alpha-hydroxylase-like. Lineage: Eukaryota; Metazoa; Chordata; Cladistia; Polypteriformes; Polypteridae. Gene Ontology annotation, molecular function: heme binding; iron ion binding; sterol 12-alpha-hydroxylase activity. The coding region runs from base 32 to 1567 and encodes 511 amino acids. The record is from RefSeq and is a predicted model, not a curated record. The transcript has a single exon.